UGGUUGAUCCUGACUUUUCUGAUCCUCCCCUUCUUCCAGUGUCCCCCUCUUAUCUCCUGAUAAGACAUAUCAUGUGGAGGCACUCUGCACAUGCUCAGUUUUUUUUUUAGGCGUGCAUGUGAUCAUCACAGGGUCAAUCAGCACUGUCCAGACAGAGGUCAGGGGUUCUGCAUCCUCCUAGAAGAGAAUGAAAACUCCUCCUACAAGCUUUAAUCAGUGCUUGGCUGGACACUAAUAUAACUAACAACACUGCUGUAACUGCUGAUGAGAAAAGGUAUUUAGCUGUUUAUAUUUACUAA
Molecule: messenger RNA, 299 nt
Organism: Staurois parvus
Lineage: Eukaryota; Metazoa; Chordata; Amphibia; Anura; Ranidae
Source: the annotation of a GenBank genome assembly